Molecule: messenger RNA, 1143 nt
Organism: Pedinophyceae sp. YPF-701
Lineage: Eukaryota; Viridiplantae; Chlorophyta; Pedinophyceae
Source: the annotation of a GenBank genome assembly
AUGGGCACCGCGAACGGAGAUGUCGGCGUGGCCUUUGCCAUGGUCAUCGGCGCCGGCGCUGCGACGAUCCUGGGCGCCUGCUUCGUCUUCUACGGCAAGAAGGCGAACAAAAGCCUGCUGGCCGGCUCCCUCGGCGCGUCCGCCGGCGUCAUGCUGUACGUGUCGUUCGUGGAGAUCUUCGCCACCAAGUCGUUCGAGGCGUUCGAGGACUACGGCCUGACGCCCGAAGAGGCCCAGCGCUAUGCCACCUUCUGCUUCUUCGGCGGCAUGCUCUUCAUCUUCCUGCUGGACAAGGUGGUGCACUUCCUCGCUGAGCGCGACAACCACCACGAGCACGACCGCAUGAACCCGCACCGCAUCGAGAACGUUCCGAGCGACCCCGCCGCCGCCGCCGGCGGCCGCGUCGUGGCGACGAUCGACGACGGGGACGAGGCAGCCCCGGGGCCGUGCCCCGCGCUGCCCGAGGGCAGCUCCGGCGUCGCCGCGACCACGGGCGCCGGCGACAUCACGCGCGAGGUCACGCCCGCGCCGGCGCGGGAGGGCGCGUCUUCGACCACGCCCAACCCCACGUGCGUGUGCAACGCCGACUUGGGCCUCCUGGAGCCCCCGAGCAGCGGGCCCGUGGGCGCCAAGGGCAACGACUGGCACAACAUCGAGGUCGGCGAGAUCGACGAGUACGAGCGCAAGCGGCUGAACAAGAUGGGCGUCAUGACGGCGCUCGCGAUCGGGCUGCACAACUUCCCCGAGGGCCUGGCGACCUUCGUGGCCGCGCUGGCCGACACGUCGACGGGCAUCGCGAUCGCGGUGGCCAUCGCGCUGCACAACGUCCCCGAGGGCCUGUGCGUCGCGAUGCCCGUGUACUACUCCACGGGCUCCCGCUGGAAGGGCCUCAUGUGGGCCGCCAUCUCGGCGCUCUCCGAGCCCCUGGGCGGGCUGCUCGGGUACGCCGUGCUGGCCAACUCGUUCUCGGACCUCGCGUACGCCAUCCUCUUCUCGCUCGUCGGCGGCAUGAUGGUCUACAUCUCGGUCCGCGAGCUCAUCCCGACGGCGCUCCGCAACGCCCCCGACGACAAGUUCGUCACCUACUCCUGCUUCGGCGGCAUGGUCGUCAUGGCCGCCUCGCUGCUCCUGUUCCAGAUCUGA